UUUCGUCUUUUUAGGAAUUGAUAUGUCUCCACUUCUUACAGGCUACCUAGAAAGAUUCCCACUCUCUUUAUGUACUCUAGGACAAAAUACACACCGUGGAUUAUCACUCAUCUUAAUGUCCCACUCAUAAAUCCACGGCUGAGAUUAACUUUGCUCCUCUUCUUCUUCACUUCACUUCACUUAGAACCUGAGCUUUCAACAAGUUUUCUGAAAAGUAAAUGAGCAUGGAUCCAAGAUUAACAAGUUUUACAAGUUCAAUGAAUGGAAUCAAAAUGGGAAAUCAAUCUGUAUUUGAUAACUCAUUUCAAGAUCUUACUGGGUUUCCUUACAGCCAUCCCAUUCCAUCAAAUCCAAAUGGAAAUGGUGGAGAACAUUCCCCUGAAGAUUGUGAUUUUUCUGAUACAGUUUUGAGUUAUAUUAGUCAAAUUCUUAUGGAAGAAGAUAUUGAAGAUAAAACUUGUAUGCUUCAACACUCUAAUUUAGAUCUUCAAGCUACUGAGAAAUCAUUUUAUAAUGUCCUAGGCAAGAAUUAUCCCCCUUCCCCCGAACCAAAUCGACCUUUUUUAAGUCGAAAUGAUAGUUCCUUCGGUAAUUGGAGUACUAGUAGCGGCUAUAUAGAGGAUAAUCGAUGGAUUAGUAAUCUUUCUUAUAAUUCGUUCACACCGCAAUGCAUUAGUGUUGCUAGUAAUGGCUCAUCGAACAGUGUGAUCUCUAGUGAUUCUCCGAGCAGUAUGAUUCAAUUUGGUAACUGCUGGAAUGUUGAGAACCAGCCCGUUUUGCAGUUUAUGAAGGGGAUUGAAGAGGCUAGCAAGUUUCUUCCAAAUGGGGAUGAUUUGUUUCGUAAUAUUGCAGUCAAUAGGUCAGUGAUUGGUAAGAUUAUAGUCAAGGAAGAGGGAAAGGAAGGUGGUGGAGAGUUUUUGCCUAGUGGGCGAAGGGGAACGAAGAAUCUGCACGGGGAGGAUGGAUUUCAUGAAGAUGAAAGGAGUAGCAAGCAACCGGCUGUUUAUGUUGAUUGUGACAUGGAAGAACAUGUGAUUGACAAGUUGUUGCUUUACACUGCUGGAGAAGGUCAGAAAGAUUUCUCUGAUCUUUGUGAGUCGCUGAAGAAUGCGUCGAUAAAAAGUGAGCCUAACACGCAACCUAAGGGGUCAAAUGGUGGAAAACGUAGAGGUAAGAAACGUCAAGAGAAAAAGGAAGUGGUGGAUUUGAGAACUCUUUUGAUUUAUUGUGCACAAGCUGUUGCUGCAGAUGAUAAUAGGAGAGCAAAUGAAUUGAUGAGGCGGGUUAGGCUGCAUUCUUCGCCUUUUGGUGAUGGGAACCAGAGAUUGGCUCAUUGCUUUGCGGAUGGUCUUCAGGCACGUCUGGCUGGGACUGGAAGCCACAUUUAUAAAGGCAUUGUUAGCAAGCGAACGUCUGCUGCCAAUGUCUUGAAAGCUUAUCAUCUUUAUCUUGCCGCAUGCCCUUUCAGGAAGCUAACAAAUUUUGUUUCUAACAGGACAAUACUAGAUGUAGCAUCACAUUCGAUGAGACUUCAUAUUAUAGAUUUUGGUAUCUUAUAUGGUUUCCAGUGGCCUACUCUUAUUCAAAGGCUUUCAUGGAUACCAGGAGGACCACCAAAGCUCCGAAUUACUGGAAUAGAAUUUCCCCAACCUGGCUUCCGUCCAGCAGAACGAGUUGAGGAAACUGGGCGCCGGUUAGCAAUUUAUGCUAAGAAGUUCAAUGUGCCAUUUGAGUACAUUGCCAUUGCCAAAAGAUGGGAAACCAUAAAACCAGAGGAACUUAAGAUUGACAGAGAAGAAGUCCUCUUUGUCACCUGUUUUUAUCGAGCUAAGAACUUACUUGAUGAAACAGUUACAGUGGAUAGUCCAAAAGACAUUGUUAUUAGAUUAGUAAAGAAGAUAAAUCCUAAAAUCUUCAUUCAUGGAGUAGUUAAUGGGGCCUACAGUGCCCCAUUCUUUGUUACACGUUUCCGAGAGGCUCUAUAUCACUUCUCUUCAUUAUUUGAUAUGCUCGACUCUAUUAUACCCCGUGAUGACAUAGAGCGAAUGCUAAUUGAGAAAGAAAUCAUCGGCAGGGAGGCGUUGAAUGUUGUUGCCUGUGAGGGAUGGGAAAGAGUUGAGAGACCAGAAACAUACAAGCAGUGGCAGGUCCGCUGCAUGAAGUCUGGGUUUGUGCAGUUGCCUUUUGACCGUGAGAUUGUGAAAGUAGCAACACGAAAAGUGAGGAAUCUUUACCAUAAAGAUUUCCUAAUUGAUGAGGAUGGACGGUGGCUAUUACAGGGAUGGAAGGGGCGGGUUAUUUACACGCUAUCCGCCUGGCGACCGACAGAAGAAGCUUGAAACCAUGGUUAUUUUCACUUAUAGCUGUGCUCUCCCUUUUGAGGUGGUUUUACCUAAAGACAGCUCAGAAUCUCAGGCAAUUCCUAUAUGAUUUUAAUGGCCGAAUGACCUAUGAAAGACUACAAUUAGAGAUAUGUGGACUGUUGUGGUUAUGAGUAACACACAUAAUCAUGUCUGAAGUUUUAAUCAUUUGAUCAAAAGCUUCCACGGGGUAUAGGACGUAUACUAUAAGUAAACAGCAGAAAGCAAGGAGCAGAAACUUGCUGAGUAGUGGCAAGCCAAGCAUUUACGUUUUUCCAAGUUUCUCGAGCAAAUGGCGUGCAGACCGAGGCAUGGAGAGCCUAAUGGACGGUAAGAAGAAUUGUUGGCUUGCUGGUUUCAGAAAUGGUGGGGAAUUUUACUUAUGGAUGUCUAGUUAUGUAAUGUCUGCUUCUGGAUUGGAAUUCUUGAAUGCAAGAAUAGAGUAUGAAUACUAUAUGAUCAGCUAAAGAAGGGAAAAAAAGAAGCAUUGCUGAGAACGACCAUAGGAGCAAAGACCAUAGGAGCAUUAUUGAUGACGACCAUAGGAGCAUAAUUGGCAGCAGCGGUGGUAGAAAUAUUGUGGGAAGCAUUGUUGCCGAUAACAAUUCUACCAAAAGGACCGUUGUUGAUGACGACAAUAAGGGGAUUAUUGGCAGCGGCCGUAGUAUAAACAUUGUUGGCAGCAAUAGGGGCAUUGUUGCAAAUAACAGUUCUGCCGGAAGGACCGUUGUUGACGAUGACGAUGUAAACAUUAUUGGUAGCUGCGGUGGUAGGAACAUUGUACAGCAGCAAUAGGGGCGUUGCUACCGGUAACAAUGCUGGUGUAAGGAGCGUUGUUGACCGCGAUAUUGUUAGGUCCAUAACCAGCAUAAGCCGGUGAAGCUACCCCAUAACCUACGGGUCCAUUGCCAAAGAAAUUUGGUGGAUAACCAGAUGAUGAUCGAAUGCAAUACGAAUAGCUGCAGGUUGAUGCAAACUGAGUAUCCUGCUCGGAACGAUCAUCACCAUAAUGCUCAUCAUCAUCGUAAUACUGCUCGGAAAGAUCAUCACCAGCAUACUGCUCGGAAAGAUCAUCAUCAGGUUGAAUAUUUGGAAGGUCUACAUUAGACUUUUGCCGCUUGUCCAAACGAAUAUCCUCCUCCUGAUCUGGCUCCACAUUCGGAUUACCGCCAUGGUCACUUUUUGGAAUUGCUUUGGGUCAAGAGGGCCUGAAUCUUGGUGUCUAUAUGCCACAUUGUGUAGGGUUUAUAUAGGAUGUGGGAUCUUCAACACUGUGAUAAAGCAAAUGAUUAAGCAGUUCAUGGCGGCUCUAUGUUGCUUAUUACUUCA
Mercurialis annua (annual mercury) is the source of this 3689-nucleotide messenger RNA. RefSeq names its product scarecrow-like protein 9. Lineage: Eukaryota; Viridiplantae; Streptophyta; Magnoliopsida; Malpighiales; Euphorbiaceae. The record is from RefSeq and is a predicted model, not a curated record. The coding region runs from base 219 to 2339 and encodes 706 amino acids. Gene Ontology annotation, molecular function: sequence-specific DNA binding; DNA-binding transcription factor activity. The transcript is spliced from 6 exons. Gene Ontology annotation, cellular component: nucleus. Gene Ontology annotation, biological process: regulation of DNA-templated transcription.